Molecule: messenger RNA, 3887 nt
Organism: Amphimedon queenslandica
Lineage: Eukaryota; Metazoa; Porifera; Demospongiae; Haplosclerida; Niphatidae
Exons: 28
Coding region: 30-3827 (1265 amino acids)
Biological process (GO): microtubule nucleation; meiotic cell cycle; spindle assembly
Cellular component (GO): gamma-tubulin complex; spindle pole; microtubule organizing center
Molecular function (GO): gamma-tubulin binding; microtubule minus-end binding
Source: RefSeq, a predicted model, not a curated record
UUUGUAAAAUUACGGGAUUUAUUCUGCGCAUGCUCCGAAGCAAUAAAAUGGCGGGGAUGAGUGUCAUUAAAAUGGUGAAGGAUCUUUGCUUCUGCAUCAAAAAUGAGAAGAGAAAGGGAAAAAGAAACCUAUUACCUUCCUUCACCCACAAACUGAUCGAUAAAAAGGGAAUAUCUGAUGACGAACUUUUUAAAAUUGCUUUUAAUGUUAUUUUAUUUAAAGAAAUUGACGGGCGAUCAAAAAGAAACAUGUCACCAGAAUCUGAUGUCCUUUCUCAAGUCCUUUAUAUUCAGUCUCAGAAUAAUAAGGAUCGUCUAUUUGAGUCUGUACCAUUAUUGCAAACAUUAUGUCCGUACUCUGACGAAAUAUUUGUAUUUUUAUCAACUUUAUCAUCGCAUAGUUCAGAACCAGAGUUAUGUAAUGAUACGAGAUUCUCUUUGACACCUUCUCUUCUUUCUAUUCCAUCUAGUAUUGAGGUUUUUAGGGAAACCCCAUCUACAUCAUUUUACAUGAAAGAGUCUGUGGAUGUUACAUUAUUCUCUGGUCUCACUCACACUACAACUGAUUCAGUUAACAUAUCUCUUUCUGUUCCUCUCCUUACACAAGAGGCCACGCCUCCUGACCCGUUAACUAAUUACCUCAAAGGAUAUGCAACUAAUGAUAAGCUAGUUCUGCCUGUUUCUCCUCCUCUUUCAGUUGAAUCUGACGAGGAAUUGACAAUAGAUCAUGUGACCUCGUUAACUGACAUGCCCACUUCUCACUCCUGGGAGGGGCCAAUAGAAAGGUCUUUUUGCUAUCUGUCAGAGAGUGACGAUGCUGUAUUUAAUUACUCUGUUAAUUAUUUUGUUAAUCAAUUAACGAGUGUGUCUGGUGGUGAAACUAAUCAAUUUGUGGGUGGACCACGCCCACUUCAAUUAAUUAAAGACUACGAAUAUUUAUUAGCUCAGUGCUUUAAUUUAUCAGAAAAGAGGAAAAUUGAUGUUGAGAUAUUGAGAGAUGAGAUAAUUAGGUCUCAUUAUAUAUCAAUUAAUUCUUUGUUGAAUUAUUUACAAUUACAAUAUAAUCAAUUGAUGGAACGUGAUAUUUCUCAAUUUUGGAUUCAGUCACAAUUAAGUACGAUGCAAUACUUAUUAAACUUGGUCAAGUCCUCGUUAUCUUCCAACGCUAAUGAAGGAUUAUUGUUAUUGGAUUCAUUAUAUUCCCAAUGUGUAUCAUCUCAAGGACUGCCUUUAUACAAUAUAAUCAUUGGAAUAUUUAGGCAGACCAUGCAACCAUACUUUAGGUUUCUACACUGUUGGGUUUAUGAGGGUCAAUGCAUUGAGGGAUUUGGUUUGGAACAAAAUGACAUUGUAUUAGAGAGAAGAGAUGAUCGUUAUUGGUCGCAAGGGUUUAGCUUUAGAGAUGGGCGUGUCCCUGACUGUAUUUCUAAUUAUAAGGAUACGAUAUUAAAUAUUGGAAAAUCCAUCAAUCUAUUGAAGAUAUGUUGCCCUCAACAUGAUGUUAUAAAUGAGCUAAGUUCAGUCCCAUCUCUAAUGCUGGCUCAAUCAAGCAACCAACUGAAGGAUAUUUAUAUAAAGUGUCAAAACUAUAAAGAGAAAAUGGAAGAAGUGUUGAUGAAGCAUAAAAGAGAGAGAGAAGAGAAGAUAAAGCGAGAUAAAUUGAAGGCCUUGCAGCCACUGUUAGCAGCUAGAGAAACAGCAAGAAAUAAAAUGAGAGAAUUAAAGGAAAAUGAAGAAAGGGAAGAGAGAGAAGAGUUGUCUAAGAAGAAAGAGUUGUUUUUAGAAAUAAAAGAGCAAGCAGAUAAAGCCAAAGCAUUGAAACAAGAAUUAAUAGAAAUGAAAAGAGAAGAAGAAGAAGCUUUGUUAGUGACUGAUGUAAAAGCACAAGAAUUGGAACAAUCUUUAAAGGAGGAGAUGCUUGAGCAUUAUGAGGAAUUGAGUAAAGAAGCAGAGAAGAGAGAGCAGCGGUCAAAAUGGAGGGAGAAGAGAUUUAGCCUUGGAAUGGAGAGACUUCAAUUAAUAAAUGAAAUGAGAGAUGAUGAUGAAAAAGCUAAACUUGCAAAAAUAGACGACACCCCUCAACAAAUUAAUGAUGAGGUGCCUGAGGAAACUUUACAUGUUGGAACAAGGGGCCAUGCCCCCUCGUCAGUUAUGCAAGAUAUUCUUUAUCCUUCAGAAACUCCGCCCGUUGAUAUCGGAACAAGAGGCCAUGCCCCCUUGUCAGUUAUGCAAGAUAUUCUUUAUCCUUCAGAAACUCUGCCCGUUGAUAAUGGAACAAGAGGCCAUGCCCCCUCGUCAGUUAUGCAAGAUAUUCUUUAUCCUUCAGAAACUCCGCCCGUUGAUAUCGGAACAAGAGGCCAUGCCCCCUCGUCAGUUAUGCAAGAUAUUCUUUAUCCUUCAGAAACUCCGCCCGUUGAUAUCGGAACAAGAGGCCAUGCCCCCUUGUCAGUUAUGCAAGAUAUUCUUUAUCCUUUAGAAACUCCGCCCGUUGAUAAUGGAACAAGAGGCCAUGCCCCCUCGUCAGUUAUGCAAGAUAUUCUUUAUCCUUCAGAAACUCCGCUUGUCGAUAUCGGAACAAGGAGCCAUGCCCCCUCGUCAAUUAUGCAAGAUAUUCUUUAUCCUUCAGAAACUCCACCCAUUGAUAUCGAAACAAAAGGUCACACCCCCUUACCAAGUCAGCAAAAUGAAUGCAGUGCAAUUAUUGAAGAAAGUUUGGAAUUCAAUUGUUACUCAAGUUACAGCAAUAGGGAUUAUCAGUUUUCAGAUGUUCCUAAUUAUGAUCUCAAUAAACUAUUAUUAACAAGUGAUGAUGAUGAUGAUUGCGAGGAAGAAAAAGAUGAUUUUUAUUUGCUUUCUUUGCCAUCUUUACUAGAGGAAUGCAUCUCUCUACCAAUAACAACGCAGUCUGGCAUAAUCAACUCUGCUCUAGUUGAUUAUUUUAUCAACGAACUAAAGAUUAUCGAUCAUUUCAAAUUAAUUAAACAUUUUUUAAUGCUGGAAGAUGGAGCAUUUGCUGACACUUUGACCAACCCGUUAUUUAAAGAAUUCAUGUUUGGAGAUUCGUUGAUCAAUAAUUCAUUUCUUAUGUCAUUAUUACAUCAUGCUUUGGAUUCAUCAUUAUACAAACAUAGUGAACUCAUGAUUAAUAACUUAUUAUUAACUAGGACAUGCCCACUUCAAGCAACUAGCACCGAUAACCUCAAGCAUUUUAAAUUGGACUAUAAAGUUAAUUGGCCGCUUAAUAUUGUCAUUACAUCGGAACACAUCGACAAUUUUAACAAAGUUUUUCAUUUUCUAUUGAACAUUAAGAGAGUUUCGUGGUUACUAAAGAAAUCUUUCAUUAAAUUAGCUAGUAAAAGUGCUGAAAGAGAUAGAUUAACUGUUAAACAUAUGAGGACAUUAAAUGCGCAAAGGCAACAGUUACAGCAUUUCUUAACAGUCAUUGAAAGUUACCUAUCAAACCAACUGUUUCAUGUAUCUUGGAUUGAAUUAAAAUCUAACAUGAAGAAAGUCGACUGUUUGGAUGAUUUAAUUACAGUGUAUUCUGAAUAUACUUCUAGCAUUCUCUCAAGGUGUUUGCUAACUGCUAAAGCAGGCCCUGUACUAGGAAUAGUUAAUAACAUGUUGUCCUGCAUUGUAAAGUUUUGCUUUUGUUUAAUUGAGCAAGUGAGGCCAGCAGAGACGCAACAAACAAGAAAAAUGUAUCAAUCUUUUAAUGACAGCUGUAGGCUUCUCAUUAAAGUUAUAGAUAAAUUAGUUGCAAAAGGAUUCCAGCCAUAUCUACAAGAGAUACUUCUCCGUUUAAACUUUAACCACUAUUACUUAUAAUUGACCGUUUUAUAUUCAGCUAUGCGUUGUCGUGGCGUUUCUAUGGCAAUUGUUAACCAA